Molecule: messenger RNA, 327 nt
Organism: Chondrus crispus (carragheen)
Lineage: Eukaryota; Rhodophyta; Florideophyceae; Gigartinales; Gigartinaceae
Exons: 1
Coding region: 1-327 (108 amino acids)
Source: RefSeq, a predicted model, not a curated record
AUGGUUGAAGCGAAAGAGGUUGCGGGCGAGGUCGAGUGUGUUUGUAGUGGUGGAAAAAACGAGUGCACCGGACUGCUGACGUGCGCUCGACAGCAGUCUUGUCACAACGCGGGUGGCCAAAAGGAGCAUGCAUUCCAGGAGUCUGUCUCGUCGCCCAUCCGGCUGCUCAUACGGGAAUCCAGAUUGCUACAAGUACACGUGUACGAUACGUGUACACGUGCUGCACUGUAUGACCCGUGGCACACGUGGUACUGUAAUUUUGAAAGCCAGUCAUGGAGAGAUACCAUGCUAUCUCUCUGCGCCAAUCGCAACCGCUUCCAGCAAUGA